Molecule: messenger RNA, 1628 nt
Organism: Nomia melanderi (Alkali bee)
Lineage: Eukaryota; Metazoa; Arthropoda; Insecta; Hymenoptera; Halictidae
Source: RefSeq, a predicted model, not a curated record
CUUGAAACUGAACGCUGAGGACAAAUUAAGAUCAGCUGACUGAUAGACACGCGGUUUGUCGUGCGUGGUUUCUAAAACGUGUGACGGCUCUUGUGAAACGUCAUUGUUGAAACGUGUGCCCUAUCGGUCGAUUACAUUGUUUUCUAUUGUUUUUAUAGUUCUGUUCAUUUUAGAAAUAAAAAUGGAAUUAGAUGUUUCUACGAAACCAAACGCUGUGGAGGUUAUAAGGGAGGCUUUGCGGGAAUUAACUUACACGGAAAGAAAGGAACACCGUAUGAAAAUAUUAAAUAAGAAUCGCGUGUCUUUAGGUAACAUCAUACUGGAUUCGUCUUUCACGCCGGAAUUUGUUGUUGACAAGGCGAAAGCGCUUAAAAAGAAGCCGUUACCGAUCGAGGAAUAUAGACAAUUGCAAAAUGCUCUUAUCCAGAGCGAAGAAAAUGUGACAUCAUUCUUGAAGGUGGACAAUAUAAUAUUUGCCCUAGUACGUGAUGUUUCCAGUAAUAAUCCAGCUUUACAGUUAUCUGCUAUCAGUUGCUGUUGUAACAUAGCGCUUGGAAAUGCAAAAGCUUGUACAACAUUGACUAAAAGUAUCGCGCCGUAUCUUAUUACAGAAUUAGAGAGUCUAAACUAUCCUUUAUUGGAAGUUUCUAUAUGGACAGUGGGAAAUUUGGUAGCAGAAUGCAGCAAGGCUUUUGAAAUUUUUCAUGCUCAGGAUUGUUUAAAAUAUAUUGUGUCGUUAAUGCAUAGUUGUGAUAAUACUAUCUUAUCCUCUGUAGCGUAUACGGCUAUGCAUUAUGUACAUAUUGGCUUUCCCCAUAUUCUCGAAAGUGAAAUGAUUGAACUUGUUAAAAUGAGUACAGAAAAAAGUCUCACCUUUGAGGAUCCUUAUCUUAUUUGGCUACUAGCUUUAUUAUCUUCUCAUCCUGCCUGUAACACGUAUUUAUAUAAUACAGUGCCUUUGAUAGUAGACUACUUAUACAAGAACACUACAAAUAAUAUCACAGCUAUAACAGAGAUUACAGCAUGUAUAAGGAUAUUAGCCAAUACUGUUAGCGAAAAGUCCGGACAAUUAGCGAAGUUUCUUUUGAAAAAUCCAAAGUAUCCCAACUCAGAUUCCGAGAUUUUAAACAAAUUACUCUCAUGCCAACACCUACACGUUAGGAAAGAAACUUUAUGGUUAAUAGGUAACCUUUACAAUCAUAACUGUUUGGAUAUUAAAAAACUUAUACAAGAUAUUAUACCCCAUUUAUCAUAUUUAAAACAAGCGAUUACUUCCAUAACGCAAGAUACUAUACCAAUGAAUACACACAUAAGUGUUUGAGCAAGUUUAUCAUGCUUUACAACAUAUUCACUACAGUAUUUACAUAUACCAGGAAUAAAUUGUCGCCGUAUUCCUAUGGAAGAAUGGUCGUCCCUUGAAAUGUCUUCUAUACAGGGCACCCUCACUAGAUUGAAAUAAAUGUGGCCCAUGAUGUUCGCUGUCGGAUGUUUGCUCGCUUUCAAACAGCGGUACAGUGCCUCGUCGCAGACACAGUGGGAUCUACAAAACAGGAAGAAGAUUGAUCUAUAUUAUAAUAGAUUAACCACGGUGUAUCGAAGAUACGCGAUUCACAUGUACAACCAGCGAA